AUGAAUAAUAAAAUGAACAUGGUAUUUGAACCUGCCAAUUUAGAGCAAGCUUCACCAGCAACAGUAUCUCGUUGUGGUAUGAUUUAUGUGGAGCCAAAGCAGCUUGGUUGGAGGUCUUUUUGGUUAUCGUAUAAACAAGCUCUUUGUUCUAAAAUUUUACCAGACCAACAAAUUAUGAUGGAUGACUUAAUCGAAUGGAUGGUACCAGCUGUAUUUGAUUUUAUACAAAGACAUUGUAGUUUGUUUUUAGAUACUUCUGAAAAUCAUAUGUUUAACUCCUUUACAAGGUUAAUAGAAUGUAUGAUUAAAGAAGAAACCGGAGUUGGAUUCGCAACCAUAGUGUUGGGAUGUAUAAUAAUUUUCAGUUUGAUCUGGAGUUUUGGUUCUUUAAUAAAAGGCGAUAGCCGAAAUAAAUUUGAUGCAUUUUUAAGGAAACUUCUUCUUGGAAAUAUUGACGAAUAUCAGAAACCAGCUACAUUUAGGUUAACAAAAACAAACCUCUUUCCAGAUUUGGGCACGGUUUAUGACUAUGUGUAUGAUUAUAAAAAUAAUGGCUCUUGGGUCUUAUGGUCUGAAAAAUUGGAAUUUAAAAUGAUAUCACCAGAUGCUAGAAUAAAUGACUUAAUCAUUGAAACGGAUGAAACAGCAAAGCAAAAUUUCUUUCUUAAAAUGUUAUUAAAAAAUGAAAUUCCUUUACUGAUUGUUGGUCCCACUGGUACUGGAAAGUCAGCUAUUGUAUUGGACUAUUUAAUAAAUUUGCCAAAAGAAAAUUUUUUAGCUAAUAUUCUAAACUUCUCAGCGCGGACAGCAGCUAACACUGUACAAGACAUUAUAAUUUCUAAAUUAGAAAAGCGAAGAAAAGGAGUUUUUGGACCAUCUGUUGGGAAAAAAUGUAUGUUAUUUGUAGAUGAUUUAAGUAUGCCUUUACCAGAAAAAUAUGGUGCUCAACCUCCAAUAGAAUUGUUAAGACAAUGGAUUGAUCAUGGUCAUUGGUAUGAUCUUCAAACUAAGUCAAGAAUAGAUAUACACGACAUGUUAUUUAUUGGUGUACUUCAACCUCCUGGUGGUGGUUCAAACCAAGUUACUACUCGUUUCACUAGACAUAUGAAUGCUAUUGGUAUUGAUUCAUUCAGUCAAGAAACUAUGUCUAAAAUUUUUUCUCAAAUUAUAAAAUGGCAUUUUAAUAAAGGAUUUUCCGAAACUAUCGCAUUACAAGGAAUUAAUGUUGUAGAAGCCAUAUUGUUUGUGUAUAAAGAAGCAGUCACUACAUUUUUACCAACUCCUGCUAAAUCUCAUUAUACUUUCAACCUUCGAGAUUUUACAAGAGUUAUAAAAGGAAUAUUAUUAUUACCAGCAUCGCGGUGUAAAACCGUUGAAAAACUGUUCCGUCUAUGGGUCCACGAGACAUGGCGUGUAUUCGGUGAUAGAUUAGUUCAUGACGACGACCGUAAUGCAUUAUUUGAAAUAAUGAAAACAGCAUCUUAUAAUUGUUUGAGACAAACAAUGGACGUUUAUCUUAGUGAUUUAAUGCCAACUGAAGAGAGUUUUUUAAAUUCUGAUCAUUUACGAAAUCUUUUUUAUGGAAACUACAUGGAUCCAGAUAGUGAUCAUAAAAUUUAUGAUGAAGUUCACAGUGAGAAACAAUUGAUCAAACGAAUGGAAUAUUAUUUGAACGAAUACAAUACUAUGUCUAAAAGUCCAUUGUCAAUGGUUAUGUUUAAGUUUGCCAUUGAACACGUGUCUCGUGUAAGUAGAGUCUUACAACAAGACAAUGGUCAUGUGUUAUUAGUUGGAAUAGGUGGCAGUGGAAGGCAAUCAGCUACAAAGUUGGCUACAUUUAUAGCCGAUUAUAAAAUAUUUCAAGUUGAAAUAGGAAGGAAUUAUGGUAAAAAUGAAUGGAAUGAAGAUAUGAAAAAAAUAUUAAGAUAUGCUGGGUGUGAAGGAAAUCCUAUAGCAUUUUUUUUAUCCGACAAUCAAAUAGCAGAAGAAAGCUUUGUAGAAGAUAUAAAUAUGUUACUUAAUACUGGAGAUAUACCAAAUCUUUAUCAAUCUGAUGAGCGAGUUGAUAUUUUAGAUAAAAUAUCCAAUAUUGCUCAAAAUCUGGAAAAAAACAUUGAAACAACACCUCUCGCUUUAUACAAUUUUUUUAUAGAAAGAGUCAAAGAAAACCUUCAUCUUACUUUAGCUAUGUCACCAAUUGGAGAUGUAUUUAGAAACCGCUUGAGAAUGUUUCCUUCACUCAUAAACUGUUGUACAAUUGACUGGUUUACAGUUUGGCCUGAAGAUGCUCUUGAGAAAGUUGCAGAAUAUUAUUUAAAAGAUAUGUCUAUUAACAGUGAUAUUGCAUCAUCUUGUGUKGUAAUUUGUAAGGAAUUUCAUACAAAAGCUAGAGAUGCUUCUGCCAAGUUUUAUUCAGCAUUAAAGAGGCAUAACUAUGUUACCCCAACGUCCUAUUUAGAGUUAAUUAAAAUGUUUCAAAAUUUACACAAGAAGAGGGUGGAUCAAAUCACAACAUUGCGUAGUAGAUAUGAAACCGGUUUAGAAAAAUUAGACUUUGCUGCUGGCCAAGUAUCUAUUAUGCAAGAUCAACUUACAGCUUUAAAACCAAAACUCGUAGAAACAUCUCUGGAAACAAAAGCUCUUUUGGUUAAAAUUGCUCAAGACACUGUAAAAGUUGAAGCCAAAAAAGAAUUAGUGGGUGCCGAUGAAGCCGUUGCUAAUGAGGCUGCUGCAGCAUCACAGGCUAUUAAAGAUGAGUGUGAAACUGAUUUAGCUGAAGCCAUACCAGCCCUCGAAUCYGCAGUUUCAGCUCUAAAUACUCUUAAACCUGCUGAUAUUACCUUAGUAAAAUCUAUGAAAAAUCCACCGCAUGGUGUAAAAUUAGUCUUGGAGGCAGUUUGUGUUAUGAAAGGCAUAMAAUCUGAACGUAAACCAGAUCCCAAGGGCUCUGGGAAAAUGAUUGAAGAUUAUUGGGGACCUUCUCAAAAACUUAUUUCAGAUACUAAAUUUUUAGAAAGUUUGAAAACAUAUGACAAAGAUAAUAUAGAUCCAGAAAUCAUGAAACAUAUAAGAGAAAAAUAUAUUAAUGAUCCAGCCUUCGAUCCAAUUACUAUCAGAUCAGUUUCUAAUGCGUGUGAAGGCCUUUGUAAAUGGAUACGAGCCUUGGAUGUUUAUGAUAAAGUAAUAAAAGUUGUUGGACCUAAACAAGAUAAACUUCAUCAAGCGGAAUCGGAUUAUAACGCUCAAAUAGAAAAACUUAACGAAAAAAGAGCUGAACUUGCUGAGGUAUUGGGCAAGCUUCAAACAUUACAAGAUGAACUUGCGAAAAAAACAGCUGAGCAAACAGAAUUAGAAGAUAAUAUUGAACUAUGUGCCAAAAAAUUGAUCCGAGCUGAACAAUUAAUUAGUGGACUUAGCGGAGAAAAAUAUAGAUGGAGCCAAACUGCCUUGGAGUUACAAUCAACUCUGGAUAACGCGAUCGGUGAUGUAUUGUUAUCUGCAGGUGUUGUGGCUUACCUUGGGGCGUUUACUGUUGACUUUAGAAAUGUACUUAUUGAUGAAUGGAACCAAAUGUGUUUGAAAACAAAUAUUCCUUGUUCAAAACAGUUUUCGUUAAUACACACAUUAGGAGAACCAGUAUUAAUUCGGGAGUGGAAUAUAUUUGGGCUUCCAGCUGAUAAUUUUUCAAUUGAAAAUGGAAUUAUUGUAUUCAGUAGUACGAGAUGGCCUCUAAUGAUUGAUCCUCAAGGCCAAGCAAAUAAAUGGAUAAAAGCUUUGGAAAAUACAAACAAUCUUUCUAUUAUAAAACUGACAAAUUCAAAUUAUAUGAUUUCGAUACAAUUAGCCAUUGAACAUGGUUUGCCAGUUCUUUUAGAAAAUGUACAAGAAGAUAUAGAUGCUACACUUGACCAAGUACUAACGAAAAAUAUCUAUAAGCAAGGUGGAAUUGAAUACUUAAAGUUUGGUGAUAAUAUGUUGGAAUAUAAUCCCUCGUUUCGRUUUUACAUCACAACACGACUUCGAAAUCCUCAUUAUUUGCCAGAAAUUUCUGUUAAAGUAACACUAUUAAACUUUAUGAUUACGCCACAAGGGCUUCAAGAUCAAUUGCUGGGAAUUGUUGUUGCAAAAGAACGACCUCAGUUGGAAGAAAAAAAAAAUGAAUUAAUAGUCGAAAGUGCUAAUAAUAAAAAAUUACUAAAGGAAAUUGAAGACAAGAUAUUAUACAUUCUAUCGUCGUCYGAAGGAAAUAUUCUGGAGGAUGAAUCAGCAAUAAAAGUUUUAUCUUCGUCAAAAACACUAUCAGUAGAAAUUCAAUUAAAACAAGAAAUGUCUAUUAUAACUGAAAAAGAAAUUGAUGUAGCCCGUAACGUUUACAUUCCUGUGUCUAAACACUCUUCAGUUUUAUUUUUCUGUAUCACUGAUCUAAAUAAUAUCGAUCCAAUGUACCAAUAUUCAUUAUCAUGGUUYAUAAACCUAUAUUAUCAAUCUAUUGCGCAAAGUGAAAAAUCAAACGACAUUAAUGAAAGAAUAAAGAUUUUGAAUGAUUAUUUCACAUAUAACAUUUACCGAAACGUUUGUAGAUCAUUAUUUGAAAAAGACAAACUGAUUUUUUCAUUUAUUUUAACAGUUGGAAUUUUUCGGUCUAAGGGUUUAAUUGAUGAUGAAUUAUUUACAUUAUUCCUUACCGAAGGAGUUGGAUUAACCAAUGAACACCCCAAUCCAGCUUCUAAGUGGUUAAGUGAUAAGUCAUGGGCUGAAACUGUUCGAGCAUCUCAAUCACCAAGAUUAAAUCAGUUUUAUAAAUCAAUUAUUGAUUCAAAUGAUGAGUGGAACGUAUGGUAUGAUUCAAAUAAUCCACAAGACACACCUAUUCCAGAGCCUUUUCAAAAUAUCGAUGGUCUUGAAAAACUUGUAAUUAUAAAGUGUAUUCGUUUUGAUAAGGUAGUUCCAGCUAUUCAGCAAUAUGUUGAAAGUAGUAUGGGUCAGAAAUAUGUCGAACCUCCRUCGUUUGACUUAGCGGAUUCCUUCAAAGAUUCAAACUGUUGUAGUCCACUGAUUUUUAUAUUAUCAGCGGGAACGGAUCCAAUGUCAAGUUUGAUAAAAUUUUCUGAAGACAAAAAUAUUAGGAAAACUGAUUUAAUAACCAUAUCUCUUGGCCAAGGACAAGGUCCAAUAGCCGCUAAUAUGAUAAAAUUGGGCAUAGAAACUGGUAAAUGGGUUGUGUUACAAAAUUGUCAUUUGGCUGUUAGCUGGAUGAAAGAACUUGAUCGCAUUUGUAAUGACGAAAUUAUACCCAGUCGUACACAUGCAUCUUUCCGUCUUUGGCUCACAAGUUAUCCAUCUGAUGAUUUCCCUGUUUCUAUUCUACAGAACGGAAUYAAAAUGAUAAACGAAGCUCCGAAAGGUCUUAGUGCAAAUUUAUUUCGCUCGUAUACAACUGACCCUAUUAAUGAUCCACAAUUCUACCUCAGUUGUAAGAACCGUAUUGGUUUGAAAACUUUAUUAUUUUCACUAUGUUUUUUCCAUGGAAUCGUUCAAGAGCGUCGAAAAUUUGGACCACUUGGUUGGAAUAUACCCUAUGAAUUUAACGAUUCGGAUUUACAAAUCAGUGUGAUGCAGUUAAAUAUGUUUUUAAAUGAUUAUGAAGAAAUUCCAUUUGAAGCAUUACUUUAUUUAAUUGGUGAAUGUAAUUAUGGUGGUCGAGUGACUGACGAUAAAGAUAGACGUUUAUUGGCAUCUCUAUUGUUAAUUUUUUUCAACUCAAAUGUUAUAAGCAACAAUUCCAUUUCCAACGAAAAUAAUAUAUUUAAUUUACACUUUUUUUCACAGGGCUUAUUUUUAGAAGGAGCUAGAUGGGAUCGAGAAUUACGAAUAUUAAAUGAGUCCUAUCCGAAAAUUCUUUUCGACACAGUUCCAAUCAUUUGCUUUAAGCCAGGAAUUAAAUCCAAGUUUGAGAAGAAAAUGUAUUACGACGCUCCUAUUUACAAGACAAGUGCUCGUCGAGGUGUUCUCUCUACCACAGGCCAUUCGACUAAUUUUGUGAUGUUUAUAAACCUUUUAAUUGAUAGACCUAAAUUUCAUUGGAUCAAUCGAGGUACCGCUUGCUUGUGUCAGUUGGACAAUUAA
Molecule: messenger RNA, 6126 nt
Organism: Diuraphis noxia (Russian wheat aphid)
Lineage: Eukaryota; Metazoa; Arthropoda; Insecta; Hemiptera; Aphididae
Gene: Dnah3
Product: dynein heavy chain 3, axonemal
Biological process (GO): microtubule-based movement
Cellular component (GO): dynein complex
Molecular function (GO): ATP hydrolysis activity; dynein light intermediate chain binding; minus-end-directed microtubule motor activity
Source: RefSeq, a predicted model, not a curated record